Panicum hallii is the source of this 1116-nucleotide messenger RNA. RefSeq lists its product as uncharacterized. The coding region runs from base 1 to 948 and encodes 315 amino acids. The transcript has 3 exons. The record is from RefSeq and is a predicted model, not a curated record. Lineage: Eukaryota; Viridiplantae; Streptophyta; Magnoliopsida; Poales; Poaceae.
AUGGCCAGGCUGGGAUUGAUGCUUCCCCUGGCCUUGGUGGCCGCCGUCCUCCUGCUCGUCGCCGCCGCGCCUUCCGGCAGGCCACCCAAUGCGCAGGGGCCCAAGCAGCACGAGAAGGCCAAGCCAAUGAAGGUCAAGUGCCACGACCGCAAGCUCUACGCUUACUGUUCCGGCAAGCAGAUGGAGUGCCCCGCCGCAUGUUCCCAGUCGUGCUACGCUGACUGCAACUCCUGCAAGCCCGUCUGCGUGUGCAGUGUUCCGGGAGCCUGCGGCGACCCGCGCUUCAUCGGCGGCGACGGAAACGCCUUCCACUUCCACGGCCGCAGGGACGCCGACUUCUGCGUCCUCUCCGACCGCGGCCUCCACAUCAACGCCCACUUCAUGGGCAAGCGCGGCGGCGACGGCAUGACCCGUGACUUCACCUGGAUCCAGGCCAUCGCCGUGCUCUUCGACGGCCACCGCCUCUACGUCGGCGCCCGGAAGACCGCCGCCUGGGACGACGACGUGGACCGCAUGGAGCUCGCUCUGGACGGCGAGCCCGUGCGCCUCCCGCAGGUGGCCGAGGCCGCGUGGACGUCCAGCGCCGUGCCGGCACUGUCCAUCACCCGCACCAAGGCGGCCAACGGCGUGCUGGUCGCGCUCGACGGCAGGUUCAAGAUCAGGGCGAACGCCGUGCCCAUCACCGAGGAGGAGUCGAGGGUGCACAGCUACGGCGUGGCGUCCGACGACUGCCUCGCGCACCUUGACCUGGCCUUCAAGUUCGACGCGCUCACCGGCCACGUGCACGGCGUGGUCGGCCAGACCUACCGCUCCGACUACGUGAACCAGUUCGACGUCAGGGCCUCCAUGCCCACCAUGGGAGGGGAGAGCAACUUCACCACGUCCAACCUCUUCGCGGCCGACUGCGCCGUCGCGCGUUACGCACCUGCUGCUGGCCACCAUGCAUGACGAUGAUGGUGUUGCAGUGGUGUGAGAGAGAGCUCGCUGGUAUCCGUAUCGCCUGAGCCGGUGGCAUGGGCGGCGAAGGUGUGGUGUGCAAGAAGAAAGGACUAUAUAUGCUGUUGUAGGAGCUGUACCAAACAAAUAUGUUUGCAUGGUCAUGAAAUUCACAGCAAU